CGUCGGUGGUGAGAUACAUCUGUUAAUAGGCCAAUCGCCACUAUAGAGCCGUACUUCGCUUACGUGGUUUGUCCCGGUGUUUUUGAUAGAAUAGUUUCGAAAUUUGCUACUUUCUCGCACUAUUCGGGUUUGUUUUUUCUUCUGAUUGAACAUCUUGGAUUAAUAUGGCGGCUCUAGCUCAGCUGAUUAAAUCUGCCGUCCGUCCGGCAUGCCGUGCACUAUCCUCGAAGGCCGCUCCAGCGGUGGAGAGCUCUACGGUGGGGCCCAGUUUUGCUCUGACCGACGAACAACGGGAGAUUGUAGAUAUGACGAAAAAAUUCGUUCGGGAGGAAAUUAUUCCCGUUGCCGGUCAGUACGACAAAACCGGUGAAUAUCCGUGGCCAAUUAUAAAGCGCGCCUGGGAAUUGGGUCUGAUGAAUAAUCACGUUCCGGCUGAUAUCGGUGGUACUGACAUGUCCAUCAUGACCAGUUGUCUUAUCGCCGAAGAGCUUGCUUAUGGAUGCACGGGUAUCAUGACGGCUCUCGAAGCUAGUGGUCUGGGACAAACCCCCGUAAUUUUGGCCGGUAAUGCCGAACAGAAGAAAAAGUACCUCGGUCGACUGCUGGAAGAACCAAUUGUGGCAGCCUAUUGUGUGACCGAACCGGGGGCCGGUUCAGAUGUGAACGGUGUGAAAACGCGUGCCGAGAAGAAGGGCGACGAAUGGGUCAUCAACGGGCAGAAAAUGUGGAUCACCAACGGUGGCGUUGCUAAUUGGUACUUCGUGCUGGCACGUACCAAUCCGGACCCAAAAUGUCCGGCCUCGAAAGCAUUCACUGGAUUCAUUGUGGAGCGCGAAACGCCCGGUCUGACUCCGGGACGUAAGGAGCAAAACAUGGGUCAACGUGCUUCCGACACCCGUGGCAUCACAUUCGAGGACGUUCGAGUUCCCAAGGAAAAUGUGCUUAUCGGUGAGGGUGCUGGUUUUAAAAUCGCCAUGGGUACGUUCGAUAAAACCCGACCUCCGGUCGCAGCCGGUGCAGUCGGUUUAGCUCAACGCUGCUUGGAUGAGGCUCUUAAGUACGCAUUGGAGCGUAAGACCUUCGGUGUUCCGAUUGCGGCCCAUCAAGCAGUUUCCUUUAUGCUAGCCGAUAUGGCCAUCGGUGUCGAAACAGCGCGACUGAUCACAAUGAAGUCUGCUUGGGAAGUGGAUCAGGGCCGAAGAAAUAGCUACUACGCGUCAAUUGCCAAGUGUUACGCUGCGGACAUGGCGAAUAAGGUGGCCUCCGAUGCGGUGCAGGUGUUCGGUGGUAAUGGCUUUAACACCGACUACCCAGUGGAAAAAUUGAUGCGAGAUGCCAAGAUCUAUCAAAUCUACGAGGGAACGUCGCAGAUUCAAAGAUUGAUCAUUUCGAGAAACAUGAUCGAAUCGGCGAAGGGAAAGGCGUAAAUAGCAUCAGAUGGUGUGUUUUAGUUUAGGUGUAUUUGUUUUUUUGUUGCUCCACUAUUUGAAAUCUUAUAAUGAAAAGUGUAGAGGUUAUUUUUGUAAGAAAAUGGAACAUUUUUGAUAUUACAAUAAAGCUUGUGUACAAUAA
Molecule: messenger RNA, 1572 nt
Organism: Sabethes cyaneus
Lineage: Eukaryota; Metazoa; Arthropoda; Insecta; Diptera; Culicidae
Gene: Mcad
Product: probable medium-chain specific acyl-CoA dehydrogenase, mitochondrial
Exons: 4
Coding region: 165-1427 (420 amino acids)
Biological process (GO): fatty acid beta-oxidation; medium-chain fatty acid catabolic process
Cellular component (GO): mitochondrion
Molecular function (GO): medium-chain fatty acyl-CoA dehydrogenase activity; flavin adenine dinucleotide binding
Source: RefSeq, a predicted model, not a curated record